GCGGCGCGCGCCCGCGCGCGCACACCCUCGCACACCCUACCUCCGCUCCUGCCCAGCCUCGCCUGCCCCCCACGAGAGCCGAACCCCCUGACGCCGGAUGCCAUGGGUAACAACUUCUCCAGUAUCCCCUCUCUGCCCCGAGGAAACCCGAACCGGGCGCCGCGGGGCCACCCCCAGACCCUUAAAGACUCCAUUGGGGGCCCCUUCCCUGUCCCCUCUCACCGAUGCCACCACAAGCAGAAGCACUGCCCUCCGGUGCCGCCCGGCGGGGGGCUCCCAGCCACGCCACUUCUCUUCCACCCGCACACCAAGGGCUCCCAGAUCCUCAUGGACCUCAGCCACAAGGCCGUCAAGAGGCAGGCCAGUUUCUGCAACGCCAUCACCUUCAGUAACCGCCCAGUCCUCAUCUACGAGCAAGUCAGGCUGAAGAUCACCAAGAAGCAGUGCUGCUGGAGCGGGGCGCUGCGCCUGGGCUUCACGAGCAAGGACCCAUCCCGCAUCCACCCUGACUCGCUGCCCAAGUACGCCUGCCCCGACCUGGUGGCCCAGAGUGGCUUCUGGGCCAAGGCGCUGCCCGAGGAGUUUGCCAACGAGGGCAACAUCAUCGCCUUCUGGGUGGACAAGAAGGGCCGCGUGUUCUACCGCAUCAACGACUCAGCAGCCAUGCUCUUCUUCAACGGGGUCCGCACGGCCGACCCGCUCUGGGCCCUGGUGGAUGUCUAUGGCCUCACGCGGGGCGUCCAGCUGCUUGACAGCGAGCUAGUGCUCCCGGACUGCCUGCGGCCCCGCUCCUUCACCGCCCUGCGGCGGCCGUCGCUGCGGCGCGACGCGGACGAGGCGCGCCUCUCCGUGAGCCUGUGCGACCUCAACUUGCCGGGCGCCGAGGGCGAUGAGGCCACGCCGGCCGCCGGCUGCCCCAUCCCGCAGAACUCGCUCAACUCGCAGCACAGCCAUGCGCUGCCGGCGCAGCUCGACGGCGACCUUCGCUUCCACGCGCUGCGCGCCGGCGCGCACGUCCGGAUCCUAGACGAGCAGACGGUGGCGCGCCUGGAGCACGGGCGCGACGAGCGCGCGCUCGUCUUCACCAGCCGGCCUGUGCGCGUGGCCGAGACCAUCUUCGUCAAGGUCACGCGUUCAGGCGGCGUGCGGCCCGGCGCGCUCUCCUUCGGCGUCACCACGUGCGACCCCGGCACGCUAAGGCCAGCCGACCUGCCCUUCAGCCCCGAGGCCCUGGUGGACCGCAAGGAAUUUUGGGCCGUGUGCCGCGUGCCGGGGCCCCUGCACAGCGGCGACAUCCUGGGCCUGGUGGUCAACGCCGACGGGGAGCUGCACCUCAGCCACAACGGCGCCGCGGCGGGCAUGCAGCUGUGCGUGGACGCCUCGCAGCCGCUCUGGAUGCUCUUCGGCCUGCACGGGGCCGUCACGCAGAUCCGCAUCCUCGGCUCCACCAUCCUGGCAGAGCGGGGCAUCCCGUCACUCUCCUGCUCCCCUGCCUCCACACCAACCUCGCCCAGCGCCCUGGGCAGCCGCCUCUCCGACCCCUUGCUCAGCACGUGCAGUUCUGGACCCCUGGGCAGCUCUGCUGGCGGGACAGCCCCCAACUCGCCAGUGAGCCUGCCUGAGUCACCAGUGACCCCAGGCACAGGACAGUGGAGUGAUGAGUGCACCAUUUGCUAUGAGCAUGCGGUGGACACCGUCAUCUACACAUGUGGCCACAUGUGCCUCUGCUAUGCCUGUGGCCUGCGCCUCAAGAAGGCUUUGCACGCCUGCUGCCCCAUCUGCCGUCGCCCCAUCAAGGACAUUAUCAAGACCUACCGCAGCUCUUAGCCCAUUGUGGCGCCCCACCCUGCGCGCCUGCUGCCUCAGACUUUGGCCCCACGCCAGCCGGGGGGGCAAGCCAACAGGGCCCCUUCUCCUCACUGAUUUUGGAAACGCUUUCCUCUUCUUCAUUAAACAUGGGAAACUGAGGCCCUCAAA
Hyaena hyaena (striped hyena) is the source of this 1977-nucleotide messenger RNA. It is a transcript of the gene NEURL1, whose product is annotated as neuralized E3 ubiquitin protein ligase 1. Gene Ontology annotation, biological process: nervous system development; negative regulation of Notch signaling pathway. The record is from RefSeq and is a predicted model, not a curated record. Gene Ontology annotation, cellular component: postsynaptic density; plasma membrane. The coding region runs from base 103 to 1827 and encodes 574 amino acids. Gene Ontology annotation, molecular function: ubiquitin protein ligase activity. The transcript has 6 exons. NCBI's taxonomy places the organism in Eukaryota, Metazoa, Chordata, Mammalia, Carnivora, Hyaenidae.